AGGCUUAUUAAAAAGUGGGACGGUGGCUGGUUGGAGCUUUAUCUUAGGACCUCAGUACUUGUGUUAUGAGUCUUAUAACCUCCUUUUUGUUUUCCUCCCAUGUACAGUAAAGAGAUGUUUGCUAAAAUGGAUAUCGUUGGCCAGUUUAACUUAGGAUUCCUAAUAGCCAAGCUGAACUCGGACCUCUUCAUAAUCGAUCAACAUGCGUCUGAGGAGAAAUACCACUUUGAGCGAUUGCAAGAGCACUCUGUUCUUCAAGGACAGAAGCUGAUUUCCUCCUGUAACCCAAAGAGCGAAGCUAGUUUCUUUGCCAAUGAGCAAAACCUGGGCUUUUGGUCCACAAGAGAUAGAAGACUGAUCUUCAUGGGAAGCGAUGGCCCAGGAGUGAAGCGCAGGCCUUCCAGAGUCAGGCAGAGGUUUGCUUCUGGGGCCUGUAGGAAGUCUGUGAUGGUUGGAAGAGCACUGAAUGCGCAUGAGAUGAAGAAAGUCAUAGUUCACAUGGGAGAGACUGAGCAUCCUUGGAACUGUCCCCAUGGAAGACCUACAAUGAGGCAUAGAGCCAACCUGGACCUGAUUUCACAAGAAUAACUAAGCUGUUUCUCUUUGGAUUU
Messenger RNA from Sceloporus undulatus (fence lizard), 611 nucleotides. Its product is annotated as mismatch repair endonuclease PMS2-like. Lineage: Eukaryota; Metazoa; Chordata; Lepidosauria; Squamata; Phrynosomatidae. The record is from RefSeq and is a predicted model, not a curated record. The coding region runs from base 100 to 588 and encodes 162 amino acids. Gene Ontology annotation, cellular component: MutLalpha complex. The transcript has 3 exons. Gene Ontology annotation, molecular function: ATP hydrolysis activity; ATP binding; ATP-dependent DNA damage sensor activity. Gene Ontology annotation, biological process: mismatch repair.